This is a messenger RNA of Anoplophora glabripennis (Asian longhorned beetle), 796 nucleotides long. RefSeq names its product cuticle protein 19-like. The transcript is spliced from 3 exons. The record is from RefSeq and is a predicted model, not a curated record. Gene Ontology annotation, cellular component: extracellular matrix. Bases 100 to 480 code for a protein of 126 amino acids. Lineage: Eukaryota; Metazoa; Arthropoda; Insecta; Coleoptera; Cerambycidae.
AUCCUAAGAGGAUAUACCAAACUUACAUAAAUCUAAUGAAAUAACUUUCUCGUCUCUCAACGAUACUGUGGAUCUACGCUUCACAAACAAGGAAAUCACAUGCAUGUGUUACUAGUCAUUGUGUUUAUAUCAGCUGUAGCCGGUUAUCCAAUAGAAUACCAGGAGCAUGACAUAGCCUUAUUAUCGGCCUCUUCAGGAAAAGCUGAGCCUGUGGCUUACCCAAAGUACCGCUUCGAGUACGGAGUUAAGGACGGCCAUACCGGCGACAUCAAAGAGCAAUCCGAAGAACGUGAUGGAGACGUCGUCAAGGGAGAGUACUCUUUAGUGGAGCCAGAUGGUACGGUGCGUAAGGUGCAAUACGAAGACGACGGCCAUAGCGGCUUCAACGCGGUAGUCACCAGGUCGGGGCAUGCGGUUCAUCCACCCACUCACGAGAAAUUAGCCAUUCCGGUAGCUUCCUAUGCAGGAUAUCACCGUUGAUUGUAGAAUUUAAAUAAUCUCAGUUAUCAAAUAAUUUAUGACCAAUGGAUAUGUAAAUUCGUUGUCUGAAUUUAAAGGAAACCUUACUACGGUGUUUGUAAAAUUAUGUUUUUGAGAAAUAAGGCUAAAAAGUUACUGAAAUGUUAAAAUAAAAACGUUUUUACAUUUUCCCAUUAAGUACCUAAUAAUUCUGGGUAGUACCUAAUAUGUAAGAUUUUGCCAUUAAAGUAUUUCUUCAGUUGUAGUAGUAAUUAUUAGCAUUUGCUGUAAAAAUUUUUUUGGAGUUUCAUACAGUGUUUUCUGUUUUCACUUAGAA